UAGGUGAGCAGGUGUAUAAGACUCGGACAGGUGGAAGAGAGAGACGCAAAAACCGGACCAGGAGUCUGAGCCUGAACAAACGCAGCAGGGAAAUUCAGCACAGCUCAUCAAGAUGCUCAAAGGAUUACUGUCAGUGCUCUUGGUCCUGGUGGCCUUGUCAUCCGCCUUAGGGAAGCCUGAGAAAACCACUCCAAAGAAGGAGAAGGAAAAGAGAGUUCCUCAGACUCUCUCCAGAGGAUGGGGUGAUCAGCUGAUUUGGGCACAGACAUAUGAGGAAGCUCUGUUUUGGUCACGAUCCAAGAACAAGCCCCUCAUGGUUAUCUUUCACCUGGAAGACUGUCCACACAGCCAGGCUCUGAAGAAAGCUUUUGCUGAGGAUAAAGAAAUCCAGAAGUUGGCCGAUGAAGACUUUGUGAUCUUGAACUUGGUGUACGAAACCACAGAUAAGCACUUGUCUCCUGAUGGCCAGUACGUUCCCAGAAUCAUCUUUGUUGAUCCCUCCAUGACGGUUCGGGCGGACAUCACCGGCCGCUACUCAAACCGAAUGUACGCCUAUGAACCGGCCGACAUGAAACUCUUGUUGAGCAACAUGCAAAGAGCCCUGAAGUUUCUGAAAACCGAGUUGUGAACACAAAAGCCUCAUCUUUUCGUCCGUCGAAAGGAUUUGACUUCCCUGAGGGCUAUUAUUACUUUGUCAUUUGUUUACUGACGGCAUGAAACGCACUGUAAAAUCCUGUACAAAUACACUGAAGUACGUUCUUUAAACACAUUCUGUUACGGUUAACCUUCAGGCUUUCUUAUUCAUGUUUUUUUUUUCAAUAAAUGAAGUUGUUCGAAAAAUGUC
This is a messenger RNA of Danio aesculapii, 844 nucleotides long. It is a transcript of the gene agr2, whose product is annotated as anterior gradient 2. The transcript is spliced from 8 exons. Lineage: Eukaryota; Metazoa; Chordata; Actinopteri; Cypriniformes; Danionidae. Gene Ontology annotation, cellular component: endoplasmic reticulum. The coding region runs from base 113 to 628 and encodes 171 amino acids. The record is from RefSeq and is a predicted model, not a curated record.